Molecule: messenger RNA, 10215 nt
Organism: Hypanus sabinus (Atlantic stingray)
Lineage: Eukaryota; Metazoa; Chordata; Chondrichthyes; Myliobatiformes; Dasyatidae
Product: CREB-regulated transcription coactivator 1-like
Exons: 14
Coding region: 85-1908 (607 amino acids)
Biological process (GO): positive regulation of transcription by RNA polymerase II; protein homotetramerization
Cellular component (GO): cytoplasm; nucleus
Molecular function (GO): cAMP response element binding protein binding
Source: RefSeq, a predicted model, not a curated record
CUCUGGGUUCUUCACGUGCGUGCUGACGCAAAGGUGGUUGCGUGCGUGCGUGGUGGCGUAGGAUGAAGGAGGCGGUUGCGGAAAAUGGCGGCGUCGAACAACCCGCGGAAAUUCAGCGAGAAGAUCGCUCUCCACACCCAGAAACAGGCGGAGGAGACGGCGGCUUUCGAGGAAGUGAUGAAGGACCUGAGCAUCACCCGGGCGGCCCGAUUACAGUUGCAGAAAUCUCAGUACCUACAGCUAGGACAGGGUCGAGGUCAGUACUAUGGAGGCUCCUUGCCCAAUGUCAACCAGAUAGGAAGCACCACUCUGGACCUGCCUUUUCAGACACCGUUCCAGUCGUCUGCUUUGGACACGAGUAGAACAACCAGGCACCAUGGUUUGGUUGAUCGGGUCUACAGGGACAAAAAUCGGCUGGGAUCACCACACCGCCGUGCCAUUCCUGUUGACAAACAUGGGCGUCAGGCAGACAGCUGUCCAUAUAGUUCGAUCUAUCUGUCGCCCCCACCUGAUACCAGCUGGAGAAGGACCAAUUCAGACUCUGCUCUGCACCAGAGUACAAUGAAUCCCAUUGCGCAGGAUCCAUUUAAUGGGAGCACCCAAGAAACACAAAAUCAACACAAGCGAGUAUUACUGUUAACGGUUCCUGGGAUGGAGGAGAAUACGUCUGACAAUGAUAAAUCCCUGUCCAAACAGCUUUGGGACAACAAAAAGUCUAUGUCAUCCCGGCCGAAAUCAUGUGAAGUCCCAGGAAUCAAUAUUUUCCCAUCUGCAGACCAAGAAAAUACCACAUCACUGAUUCCUGCUGCCCAUAACACUGGUGGAUCCUUGCCAGACCUCACAAAUAUUCACUUCCCACCACCUCUACCCACCCCAUUAGACCCAGAGGAAUCAACAUUCCCAACUUUGGGCAGCGCAAAUAGUACCGGAAACCUGACGGCAAAUAUGAACCAUCUGGGACUCAGCACUAACAGUCAGGGUUUGACAUCAUCACAAGGGUCACUCCAGAGCCGGCAACCCACAGCAACCCCUCUCACCUUACCAGUCAGCACAGAUUCACGAAGACAGCAGCAACAACUACAGCUGUCGCCAGCUCUUUCACCACUCUCUCCAAUCACACAGGCUGUUGCUAUGGAUGCAUUAGCAUUGGAGCAGCACCUUCCUGCAUAUCCAUUUUUCACACAACAGACAACACAGCCACAGUCACAGAGCUCCAGUAGCCUGGGUCAGAAUACGCAAGUACAGCAGAGCAGUGGGCAGAAGCAGGCAGCCACAGUGCCACAAUCUCCUCCAAUGAACCAAACGCAGGCACCAAUAGGAAUGGAUAUCAGCACGCCUUCCCUCCAGCAGUACCGCAGUAAUGCUGGAUCUCCAGCCAACCAGUCUCCCACCUCUCCUGUCUCCAAUCAAGGCUUCUCUCCAGGCAGCUCCCCGCAAACGUCCAUACUCGGGAGUGUAUUUGGAGAUUACUACGAUCAGCAGCUAACAAGCAGGCAGGCCAAUUCACUGUCACACCAGCUGGAACAGUUUAAUAUGAUUGAAAGCCCAAGCAGCAGCAACAGCCUUUACAACCAAAUUUCGACUCUGAACUACUCUCAGGCAGCAAUGAUGGGACUGACAGGGAGCCACGGGAGUCUGCAUGACACGCAGCUCACUUAUACCAACCACGGAAACAUACCCAAUAUCAUUCUGACUGUGACAGGAGAGUCUCCCCCAACUCUGUCGAAGGAGUUGACCAAUUCACUUGCGGGUGUUGGAGAUGUGGCUUUUGAUACCGACUCCCAGUUUCCUCUCGAUGAACUGAAAAUUGACCCUUUAACGCUGGAUGGUCUGCACAUGCUGAAUGACCCAGACAUGGUGCUGACGGACCCCGCUACAGAGGAUACUUUUCGCAUGGAUCGUCUGUAAUAAGUAACACUCGGACCCAGGACAAAUCGGGGAGGGAGCCAAACCCCACCAGGGAGCGGAAAUCAAGUGACCGAGUACGAUUGGUGGAAUGAUGUUAGCGUGAAAGCGUUACGUGCAAUGAAUUCCGCUUCUUGUUCUGAGCUUGCAGCACUGCAACCCUGAAUGAACCAAGUAUAGCGCUUGCAGCUGUGUGGCGCGCUCCUCCAUUGCAGCGUCUCAUUGACUCCAUUUCAUACCUAGGCCUCUUGUUUUAUUUUCUGUAGCCCUGUUGAUAUUAUCCUCUUGACCAUGGUGGGCUGUAAAUGCAUCACUCUCAUCGGCAGACUUAACAAGAAGAGUGGAAUCAUUCUGUGUGAGGUAACAACAACACACGACAGCUCCAGGCCAACAGUUUGGUGACAUAUGUUACUUAAACCAAAGUCAUCAAGUUCGAGGAUUCCGUCAUUGCAUCGUUGCCAUUGUGUUUCCCAUGCUGCUCAAUUCUUAUUUAUAUUUUUACAUUGUAUGUGAUUUCUCUCCCCUGUCCUGUUCCCUUCACUGUGUUUGUGUUGAGCAAAAGCCACUGCCUUGUUGUAUGUUGCUGAGAUAGUGAUUGAGAGAAUGAUGUGACACGAGCUAAGUGCAUGGACAGAAAUUGUAUUACUGCCAAUGUUCAUGGGGGUGGGGGAGGCAGCUCUCGCUCCCAGUUGCAUCCCUCUCAUUUAUUCCUUUCCAACAGCAUUUGGAAAAAAAAUAGCCUCACAUUUUCUGCAGGUCAGAGACCAGUGUUUGCUGCCAUCUCUCCCUUAGAGGGAAACUGAUUUUCUCACUCUCUUUCAGUAAGAAACUGAUAUUCUUACUCUUCCUCAGUGAGAAAAUAACAUUCUCACAUUCUUGAGAAAUCAAUAUUUUGCUUUCCUGCCCUCCAGAUAUAACAACAAGGUCUAACUUAAGAAGUAUCUGCCCUCCCAACUGGGGAUUGUAACCACCCCUUCCCCAUCUUUGGUAUGUGACAUAUAAAGGGUAUGAACAUUUUUAGGGACAGGAGUGCACUGGAGGGGACUGUGACUCUCUCAACCCCCUGCAUGGGGCCAUAGUUGUAUCCAAGCUUGUCACUGGCCACCUAAACAAGAAAUUCCAAAAUAUUUCAGUUCCAAGAGAGGAGGCUGGCCUACGAUGUCAUAUGGUCAUCCACUAAAGUAAUACACUACUGGGAUUCUUCUCCCAGCUCGUCCACUACAGGUUAAAACUCUGUCAAACUUUUAACUGUUACUGUUUUCUGCAACAGAAACACAAAUAUACUUCAAGACACUAAGGUACUGUUGGUCUGCUUGGCCAACAGCAUAGCUGACCUCCCACUAAAGUCUCUGAGAGAGAACACUAAGUCAUUUUUUCCCUGACACUAAAUACAAAUUAUAUAAAGCCCAGAGAUUGUUUCCUCUGCAAUUGCUAGGCAUUUCAAAGCUAUAGCAGGUUUCUUUCAAUGGUAGGCACUUCUUCGUUUGCCCCAGUUCCUAAUGGACUGUGCAAAAAAACAGUAGACCUGUCCUUUCUCAUGUGGGUUAAUCCUCCAUCUUGCACUUCCUGUUCAUUGAAUGAAUCUUCUGUCGUGUCUUCUGUAACUGCACAAUUCGGCAAACAUUUAUUUGUACUUUAUAAAGGUACUUAGGGAUACGUCCUGCAGCAGUGUAUCGUUAUGUUUACUAGAAGUUGUUUGAAGGGAUAUAGUCCACUGGUUAUAACUCUGCCAGUGCGAAUCCCAGGAAAUGCUUUUCAUGAUACUUUUUAGAUAGUAAAGUUUGGGAGCUGUGUAAAAGCAGCAAGAUUUAAAACUCCCAAGUACAGCAGUUAUUAAAAGCAGAUGGAAGCAUUAAAAAAUUAAUAAGCGAUGGAAUACUGGCCCUUAUCUGAUUGCAGAGAGUCAAAGUGGUUACAACCAUAUAAAGUUCAGAAUGAGAUCCCACCUGUAGUACUGAGCUCGUUUAUGAGCUCCGCAACUCUGGGGAAAAUAGCAACACAGAGUACAAUCUCCAUAAUUGUAGUGGCAUUGAAAGGGUUCAUUUAUGAAGCUGGAUAAAGUUGCUUUGUUUUCCAUAUUCAGAAGAACUGGUGAUCUGAUUGAUCAGUUUGGAAAAUUUGACUGGCUGAAUAGAAAAUGUUUGCUCAGUGGAGAUUUUGCAGAGGUCUAGAAUAAAAGGUCAUAAAUUAAGCCUAGGCUGUUCGGAGGGUAACAUGAAACACUUCUUCCAACUUAGAACAGUGGAACCCUUCCCAAAGGAGCUUUGAAGUCUGAGGUGGAUACAUGCAGCAACAGAUAUUGGGCAGAGGUUAUUAAGUGGGUAGUGAAUCUAUGGAAUUCAUUGCCACAGAUGGCUGUGGAAGCCAUGUCAUUGGAUAUAUUUAAAGUGGAGAUUGGUACUCCAAUUUAACUUGAUUAGUAAGGUUAUCAAGGGAGAAGUCAGGUCAAUGUGGUUGACAGGGAAAUUAAAUCAGCCAUGAUCAUGGGAGCAGACUCAAUGGGCCAAAUGGCUUAAUUAUGCUCCUGCAUCAUAUGGUUAUCAUAAGUGGAGUAAGCCAUGUCCUUAUUGAAUGUGAAUCAGAGUCAAGGUGGUCCUGUUUUAAUACCACUUUUAACAGGUUUUCUACCACACUUUGUGUGGCCCUUGUGUGGUGAACAGUGUGCUCCUAAUCUCUGAAUAGUAGACAUUGAGAUGUGGAAUAUUUUUGUCCUGGUGCUGUAUCUGCCAACAAGUACUGAUCUCAUCCCAGUAGUGUGCCAUUCUAUCUCUCCAUAUCAGUAGCCUUCUCCAAAUACCUGCCCUAAAUUGUGUCUAAACCAGAUUUUAUUUAAUUCAAUAAUCUCUUGAUAGUUGCCUGGUUUAAUGUUGUGGUUUAAUUGCCACUUAACUUUUGAGUCAGCUCCCUGAUUCAUUCCUCAAAGAGGAAAAGAUCAGGUUCCAGCUUAGAUGCCAAAACUAAACCUACUGUGUAAACCACUGCUCUGAUGUGAUGUGGCCACAUUUGGCCAGGAUCUCAGUGCUAUUUGCUGCACAUUUCAGAUUUGUACUGUGACCAGGUUGGUGCUGUGCUGCAUUCCUGCAGUGUUGCAAUGAACUGUGCCUCUCACUCUGUUGUGCCUCUUUGAGCUGCAUCCCUGCAGUGUCACUAUGAGCUGUGCCUUGCUGUGCUGCAUUAAUAGACUGCUGUGAAGCACUGUGCCUCACAGUACUGCAUUGUGACAGUUUGCAAUGUUGUGCCUCGCCCCCUGCUGCAGUGUUGCAAUGUGUUGUACCUCCACCGUUGCUGCAGUGUUGUAUUGUGCUGCCUGACAUUUCCUGCGUUACUGUAGUGUGCUUCACUUCACACUGCAGCAACGCACACUGCCUGGCCUCUGAACUUUUCUCAUUAUAACAUCGUUUGUGCACGUUGGAGAGAAAUUUUUAAGUGCUUCCCCUCACCCCAGGUGGGACUUUAUAAUUAUUAAAACAAAUGAAGCUAAUUAGUCAAGUUUGUGAGGGGAAAGCUACAGCUGUCAACAAUCUGUCACUGAAUAGUUCCAUUCUGGGAUGCGUAUCAUUGGUUUUUAGUUUAAGAUAUCAAAUAGUUAAUAUUUACUUUCUAUGAAUGAGAGCAACAUUCUCAUAAUUUCUUGAAUAAUGCAAAAUUUGAAAACACCUUACAGGUGUUUUAUCAAAUACCUUUACCAUCUGACAGAAUGAAUGGGAACCUGGAAAGGCUGAGACCUAGGCUUGGGAAGCUGGCAAAUGGUUGGAGCAGAUUCUGAAAUAGCCUGAACAUGCUGCAGGGUUCUGAAAAGGAGAACAGAUAUUACUGUAGCAUCAACCUUCUACCUCCUUACACCCUCAGACUAUGUACAUGAGUGAAGCAAAACUAAUCACAGCUUUUACAUGGUGUGUAAAAUUUCUGUGCUGAAUUUGUGUGUGAGUUUCUCCUGGCCAUCCCUCCCUCGAAGCAAUGAAAAUUGGAUAAAGUUCCUUAAUUCAAGCUAGGAAACCCUUAGUGACAUUCAGACCAUUCAUGCUGAUAUCUGUUUCUUUGAAGGCUUGCGCUAAUCAAAUCUCAAGAGUAGAGGCCUAGUGCAACAUACAGGGGAUUCCCUAGGCUGUUGGUGUAGUGAUGAGCUGCAUUAACCAAAUUCCAAGUUCUGAGGUGAUUUGUAUUGACCCAGACCUUGGGGCCCUGUAAGCAGCUGCAUUAAUCCAGAUCCCAGCCCUGUGUGCAGAAGCAUUAAUUACCCCAGGCCUAAAUUUAGUGGGGUGAUACAUCAACUCUCAGAUUUUGUGACCAAAUGCAUUAACUCGGAUUCCAGGCUCUGUGAACAGCUGCAUUCAUGCUGAUGUCCGUUUUUUUGAAGGCUUGCACUAACCAAAUCUCAAGCUCACCGAGGAGCUACAUUAACCCUUGGGAUAAUGCAACUGCUCAUAGAACCUAGACCUUGGGGUCUGUGAGCGAUUGCAAUAAGCAGGUUCCAAGCCUUGUGAGGGCUAUUAUGCACCAAGCUCUUAGGUUUAUGGAGGUGCUACAUUAAACCAGGUCACAGAUUUUGUCAGUGGCUGCAUUAACCCAGAUCCUAGUCUCUGAGGAGCUGUGUUAACCCAGAUUACUGAGAAGAUAUUCUAUACUUGCACUCCUUUGAUGUCCUUGUGAAUUGAGUGAGAGUUAAUCCAGUGGUGCUAAGUAUUAAAGUUCUUUGAUAUACUUGUGGGAAUAAUUACUCUUGUAUUCAAAUGGAUUUUUGUUCUGUAGUUAUCUUGGAGAUUAAUAGAGAAAAGCAAAAUAUUGAAGAUGCUCUCAAAGCAGCAGAGCCAUUAAUUAAAUCGGUGCUUAUGAGAUUUUAUCCUUGAGAUUAUUGUCCAGAAUAGCAAACUAAGGCUUUGAAGCUUUAAGCAAGACAUGGGUUUUAUUGAGAAAUUGUUGAAUGCAUUUAAAUCAUUUGUUAGAAAUUCUUCCUGUUUUGGCUUUACUGCAUGGUUUGUGGAGGGUAUCAUCUGAUCUUUGGUGUUAUGUAAGAUCAGCUGAGAUUGUAAUGAGUUCAGGAUCAAUCAUGGUGUUGCCCCUUGUUCUGUGCGCUGGCUGCAGUUGUUGGUAACUUCUCCAAUUGUAAUCCAGAGCAUUGGUCUUGGUUCUUAAGGAUUAUUGAGAGAAGAUUGUUAUAAUUGAGAGGGAAAAGAGUCAUGGCGAUAUUUUACUGGGACCAAACAUGCAUCAAAGUAUUUAUAUCUAAGUUGUAUCCUUAACAGUUAUUGACACAAAGUAUUUUUUCAUGUCACAAGCAUAUGUUUAAGAAUACAAGUCUGGGAGGGUUACCAUAUUUUGGUCAAGUGCUGUGCUAUGGUAAGUGAAGAAGCAAAGAGCUCGUAUUUAUGCAUUGUCUCCUGAGGACGUGCCUGGCUGUUUCAUAAUUGAGAUUCCUUUUCAAUUCUGAUCAUUUGUUCAGGCACAAGCAGCAGGAUAAAUCUGAAGGUGCCCACCAUGACAAAUACAUGGUGUUAUGGAGUGCACGUUGUUCCAAUAGUUUAGUAAUCACUUCUUACGAGAUGUUGGCUCCCUGUAAAUGAGAGUGUGUUUUGUUAGAAGACUGGUGGAUUGCAACUUACUCAUUGAAAGAAGUGGAGAGAGAUAAGUCUUGGACCUAUAGCCCAGCCAGUCUGAUGUUGAUAGAGAAAACUUCAGACUCUAUAGGCAAGGCCAAAAUGAAUUGUCAUUUGCAAAAGUCCAGGCUAUUAAGUAUGGGAAAUGUUAUUAAAUGCAGAUAUGUUUAUCUAAUUUUAAUAAAAUAACAGUUUGAUGGGGGUGUUAGUUAUGAAUAUGGAGUUUCAGAAGAUAGUUACCAUGUAACUUAAUGAGCUUAAAGGAACAUUGUUUGCAUGAGUACAGAAAGAGAUAUUAGUAAUAAAUGAUGGUACAGAAAUUGAUGGGGACAGUGCAAUGGUGUUUCCCAGGAAUUGGUAUUUGAACCACUAUCUUUUAUGUAAUAAUUAAUCUACUCUUGUAUUCAAAGUACCAUUUCAAAGAUUACAUGUCACAAGAUUGUGAAACUUAUUAAGCAUUGAGGGAGUUAGUUAAAUGCUUGAGAAAAUGCAGACUGGUAAAACGGACAGCCUUAUGUACAUAAAAUUUUAACAGGUAAAAGUGUGAAGUAAUUUAUUUUUAUUGAAUUACGAUGAAAUUUAAUUUAAACCAUGCAGAAUUAAAGGCAAUGGGCGAACAUAAGGACUGGGGGUGUGUGUACACAAAGCACUGAAGGUGACAGAACAUGUUGGCAAAACUGUUUUAAAAAAAUCCCCUCGAUCAUUGGUCUUUAAAAUCAGAGCUAAAUCUUUUAAGUUCCUGGUAACCCAAGAUGGGGCAUUGUGCCCUCAUUUGGACAGUGCACUUUACAAAGGCAGUCUGUGCUUUGGAGGGGAUGUAUCAGAACAGUCCAAUGCAAGAGGACCUUCAGUUAUGUGGGAAGAGUGGUGUUUUCUCAUCAGGGAAGGAUGAAAGGAGAGUUCAAACUAGCAAAGGAUGGAAAGGUCAUGAAGAGCUUAGAUAAGGAGGUGAAAAGGUAAUUGGACAGAAACUUGAAGGAUAAAAUUGCAAAAUUGUGGGUAAGAGCAAGGGAAUGGAAUUAAUUUUAUCUUGGCCAAGCACUAAGACCAGACACAAUGGUCAAAUACCUUAUUGUGUCAUUCAGUUUUUCUGCAAUAUUUGCGGCUGCAGAUUGCAGGUUUAGUGUACUCUGCAGCUGACUCUUAACUCUCCAUAUUUCAUCCAACCGUUAAGAGGUUUGCGGACUCUGGCCUACUCACUCCCAUCACCACAUUCCCAGCCAAUUACAACACAUUCUCUGACGGACUGUGGCUCUGCUGUACCUUAAUGCUGCAUCAUUGUGCAGAGGUCGAUUUGCUACCACUGGUUAACCAGAAGAUUAUAGGCCACUUCAUACAAAAACUCCAAAACUAUGCUGAACUUUGGUAUUCUGAUGUUGACUGUGGUGAUGUAUUUUCUACCUUCAUACCUUCUGUAGAUCCACUGUUGAAAUGCUGAGGCAUUACACACAUUACACUGCAUUAUACAGGGUGAUGCUGUGUGGGGCAGCUCAUUUACACAGGGCCAGCAUGUUGUGUUCAGUGUGACUAAAGAGACAGGCUGUGCCUUUAAAGCCAGAUGUGGUGGACUAUCCUUGUAGACAUGGUGGGAGUAAUUAAUUUCUCAGACUUCUUGUGGUGUUUUUGAAUUAAAUGCAGUCUGGUUUGUACCGGGCUAUAGUGACUUAAACUAUCAGUGAGCAAUUGUUACAGUCCUGAAACCCAGUGUUAAUUUCAAUUCUGUGGCCAGGAUCAAUGGAUGAUGGCUACUGUGCCUAUGUAUUGAGGGUGCUUAAAGUGGAGGAAGAAGGAAAAAGAAACUGUGUGCUGAUUAUUUUCUGAACUGUUUACAUGUUUGUUUUAUAAACCAUUCAAAGGAUUGCAAUAAAAGGGUCGAGGCCUCAAUGGUUAGGUUUAAAAAAAUCAGAGUUGUUUUUUAAUCUGGAUUUACUUCAGAUUGUGAAUAGCUAAUAAAAUAAUUUUGGAACCAGAUGAGUAAAAUGUUUUUGCUUGCCAUCUUGUAUAAAAAGAAAGGCACUCCUAUUGAACCUAAACUGUAAUUUGUGAAAGAAUGGUCAUCAAAAUGGACUGAGAAUGGUUCAAUGCUCUCCUAGAUGCUCAGGUAACAUCAGAAGGCAACUCAUUAACCUCUAGUUUACUGCCCAUCAAUCUAGUUGUGAUCCUUUAAUUAACCUUUUUUGAAUGAUCAAUAAUUAUUCAGUUAAAACGUUUAUCCUGCAUAGUAUCCUGAAAGAUUCUGAAUAACAAACACUCAUGAAGUGGCACUUUACAAUCAGAUCACACUGACGGAGGACCUGUUUGACAUAGCGCUAACCUGUGGCUGCCCUGUCCUCUUGAAUCUUAUAGAGAACUGUGUGUGUACCAGACCCUGUGCAUUUCACACCCUCACUCCCACAAGACAAACUCAGAAAAUGAAUUGGCAGCAAAUCCUUUGUUUUCCCUGGAGAUGCAGCAAAGCAGCUUCCCCCAAAGGGUCACCAAUCAGAUUCCGUCCUCAAACCCGCCAACACUUAUUUAUUUUUCUGAUGUCUUGGUUUUUAUAAAUAAUCUUUGAAAUUUUGAAGAGGGUUUCAGAUGUAUUGCAAACCAAUAACCUGUUAUGACUGUCAAGGAUCUUCAUUUUAAAAUGUAAAUGUUUUUUAAAGUUUAUGUUUGUGUGGAGGCUUCUGUCUUUGUAAAUGAAAUGUAAUAAAAGUUAAACGGUUUUCUGCUUGCA